Molecule: messenger RNA, 1869 nt
Organism: Aureobasidium pullulans EXF-150
Lineage: Eukaryota; Fungi; Ascomycota; Dothideomycetes; Dothideales; Saccotheciaceae
Product: ARM repeat-containing protein
Exons: 2
Coding region: 1-1869 (622 amino acids)
Cellular component (GO): eukaryotic translation initiation factor 4F complex
Molecular function (GO): protein binding; mRNA binding; translation initiation factor activity
Source: RefSeq, a predicted model, not a curated record
AUGCAGUCGCUCAAGUCUGCCCGCUUCCUCGAGAUCAAGAACGACCAGUUCAGCUACCCCGAGGGCUUCAAGUCCCCCAACCCAGCACUUAACCAGACUGGCAAGCGCGUUGGCAAGGAGUACGACAUGGAUUUCUUGCUCCAGUUCCAGAGCGUCUUCAAGGAGAAGCCCACAGUGGAUUGGGAUUCGAGAGUCAAGGAGACUCUUGGCGAGGGUGACAAUUCUGGUCGCCAAAACAGCCGUGGUGGUGCCAGCAUGGGUGGUCGCCAGCCCUCUAACAGAGGUGCUAACCAGUUCAGUGCCAUGGGCAACUUCGCCAGUGGCAACACCCGUACGCUCCCUGCCGGUACUACCUCAGCCGACCGUUUCAACGCUUCUACCAGAGGUGCUCCUAUGGGUAUGGGCCGUGGUGGUUUCCCUGCUCAAGGUUCUCUCAGCCGCACCAACUCUCUUCAGACCAUGGCCGGCAUGGGUGGCCCUGGUUCGCCUAGAACUAACACUUCCCGCAGAGGAGGCGGCAGCAAGCGUGGUAACCCCUCGCGUCACCACGACAGAGAAGAUGCCAACGCCGCCAAGAACAUGCCUCUUACUGCUGGUAUGGACCUCAAGCCUCUCGAGAAGUCUCAGAGUGGAUGGACGGCCCGCAGCAUUGGUGCACCCGCCGGCGCUGCCGCUCCCCCUCCUGACGGCCAGAUGCCUCCUGACAUGGUUCAGCGUAAGGUUAAGGCUGCUCUGAACAAGAUGACUCCCGAGAACUUCGAGAAAAUCUCAGACCAGAUCAUCGAGAUCGCCAACCAGUCCAAGAAGGAGACAGACGGUCGCACAUUGCGUCAAGUCAUUCAGCUCACCUUCGAGAAGGCCUGUGACGAGGCUCACUGGGCUGGUACCUAUGCCAAGUUCUGCUCCAAGAUGUUGACCAGUAUGAGCAACGAGAUUGUUGAUGAGACUAUCCGGGACAAGAGCGGUCAGCCCGUUGUCGGUGGUGGUCUUUUCAGAAAGUACUUGCUCAACCGCUGUCAAGAGGAGUUCGAGCGUGGUUGGGAAGCCAACCUUCCUCCCAUGCCCGAGGGCAAGGAGGCUACUCUGUUGUCUGACGAGUACUACAUUGCUGCUGCCGCCAAGAGAAAGGGUCUUGGUCUCAUUCAGUUCAUUGGUGAGCUUUACAAGCUCGGCAUGCUUACAGUCAAGAUUAUGCACCAGUGUGUUUUGAGACUGUUGAACUUUGAGGGCCAGCCUGAUGAAUCAGCCGUCGAGAACUUGUCCAAGCUUCUCAAGGCUGUUGGUGCUACUAUGGACAGCACCGAGCAAGGACACCAGCUCGUCAACGUCUACUACGACCGCGUUGCAAGCAUUCUUGACCAACACAAGGACAUGCCCAGCAGAUCGAGAUUCAUGCUCAUGGAUAUCAUCGAUCUCAGGAAGAACAACUGGAGAUCGAAGGACGCCGACAAGGGCCCCAAGACCAUUGAGGAGAUUCACGCAGAGGCCGAGGCCGCACAGGCCGCUGCCGAAGUCGAGAGACAAAGAAACAACAGCAACCGUGGAGGUCACGGUCGUGCUCCCAUGGGCCGUGGUGAUGCCCGCUCUUUCUCCGGUCACGGUGGCAUGCCUCCACCGGACUACCCCCGUAACCAAGUCGGUAUGGAUGACCUCCGUCGCCUCCAAGCCCGUGGUUCGCAACGUCAAGCCAGUGCUGGUCUUGGUCCUCAGCUCGGACCCAGCUCGCUAUUCAGCAGCUCCCGCAGCGGUAGCGGUCGUAAGGGUCUCGGUCCCCCUAGGGAUGGCGAGGGCUCUGGUCCCUCAUCCAGAUCAGGCACACCUUCGCAACAAAAGAAGGAGGAGACUACACACGUCAAUGCUUUCAGGUGA